GGCUUCCGUCCCGCCGACGCCUGAUGACGUCACUUCCUGUCCGGGAGCGGAUUGGUUGAGGCUCAGGAGCGUGAGCCGUGGCGGCAGGGUUUCCCUCAGAAUAGCAGCUGAGGCUGCUUUAGGCGGAGGUGGCGGGGCUCUCUUUCUACAGUCUGGCCAUGGCUGCGAUUAAAGCCAUAAACUCCAAGGCUGAGGUGGCCCGGGCCCAGGCGGCCUUGUCAGUCAAUAUAUGCGCCGCCCGAGGGCUGCAGGAUGUUCUGCGGACCAACUUGGGUCCCAAGGGAACCAUGAAAAUGCUUGUUUCUGGUGCAGGAGACAUCAAACUCACCAAAGAUGGCAACGUACUGCUCCAUGAGAUGCAAAUUCAACACCCAACAGCUUCCUUGAUAGCAAAAGUAGCAACAGCCCAGGAUGACAUUACAGGAGAUGGUACUACUUCAAAUGUUCUAACUAUCGGAGAGUUACUAAAACAAGCUGAUCUUUACAUGUCUGAGGGCCUGCACCCUAGAAUAAUAGCUGAAGGAUUUGAAGUUGCAAAAGUAAAGGCACUUGAAGUUUUGGAACAAGUUAAAAUUAAAAAAGAGAUGAAAAGAGAAAUCCUCUUAGAUGUGGCUAGAACAUCUCUACAAACUAAAGUUCAUCCUCAGCUGGCUGAUAUGUUAACAGAGGCUGUGGUGGAUUCUGUUUUGGCUAUUAGAAGACCGGGUUAUCCUAUUGAUCUCUUCAUGGUGGAAAUCAUGGAGAUGAAGCAUAAAUCAGAAACAGAUAAAGUUCUUGCUCAGAAUUCUGGUUAUGACCUGCAGGAAACACUAGUAAAAGUUCAGGUUGAGCAUUCAGAAUCAAAACAACCUGUUGGCAUAGAUUUGAAUACAGGUGAGCCAAUGGUAGCAGCAGAUGCAGGAGUUUGGGAUAAUUAUUGUGUGAAAAAACAACUUCUUCACUCUUGCACAGCGAUUGCCACCAACAUUCUCCUGGUUGAUGAAAUUAUGCGAGCUGGUAUGUCUUCUCUCAAAGGGUGAUUGAGUUCAAAAUCAACUCUUCUAGAAGCUGAGACUUAGCAUAUCUUACAUCCAACUACCAUUAUAGAGCCUGAGCCAUUCUUAAUUUUUACACAAUAAAUGCAGUUUAUAUUUGGUGGUCUUAUAAGUCUUGAAAGUAUUUCAUCAAGGUAUAAAGAACACAAGAAAUACUUUCACAGUAAAUAAUAUUAAUGAAAAUAUUUUUCCCUCGAAGUUCUAACUCCCUACCCUUUAUUGUAUGUGUGAUAUUAUGAUAUAAUAAGAA
This is a messenger RNA of Balaenoptera acutorostrata (minke whale), 1284 nucleotides long. It is a transcript of the gene CCT6B, whose product is annotated as chaperonin containing TCP1 subunit 6B. The record is from RefSeq and is a predicted model, not a curated record. Gene Ontology annotation, biological process: protein folding. Gene Ontology annotation, molecular function: ATP-dependent protein folding chaperone; ATP binding; ATP hydrolysis activity. NCBI's taxonomy places the organism in Eukaryota, Metazoa, Chordata, Mammalia, Artiodactyla, Balaenopteridae. Gene Ontology annotation, cellular component: chaperonin-containing T-complex.